GUCAAAUGCUGGCAAAUGGGAGUAGAUUAAUUUGGAAUACCUGGUUGACAUGGAUGAAGGGUCUGUUUCUAUGGUGUAAAUUCUAUGACUCCUGCCAAAGGGAAGAACUUCUGAUUUCUUUACAUCAUGCCAGAUUUUUGCCUAUUCACUCAACCUAUCUAAUUCUUUCUGUAAAGUCCUUGUGUCUCCUUCACACAGAGCUUCUCACUAAUCUUUGUGUUGUUUGCAAAGGUAGCUUGAAUGCGUUUACUACAUUUAUCUAAGGCAUUGACAUAAAUUAUAAAACAUUGAGACCCAGCACAGACCCCUGCAGGACUCAACUGGCCACAUCCUGUCAAUCAGACAAAGACUCAUUAAUGCAUACUCUCUUGUCUAGUUGGUAUAAAGCAAUCUUCUAUCCAGGUAAAAACAAUAGAUUCCUGAUGCAGGGCUUUUGCCCGAAACGUCGAUUUUUCCUACUCCUCGGAUGCUGCCUGACCUGCAGUGCUUUUCCAGAACCAAUCUAAUGCAAUCUUCUAUCCAGGCUAAUUGAUAAGCCUUACACCAUAAGCUUUUAUUUUUUGCAAUAACCUUUGAUGUUACAUCUUAUUAAAUGGCUCUGGAAAUCCAAGUACAGUACAUAUGCCAGUUCCCUUUCAUCCUCAGCUCCUUGAAAGAAAUCCUAUAAAUUGGUUAAACUCAAUUUUGGUGUCAUGAAACGAUUGCUGACUCUUCCCGACUACCUUGAGCUUAUCUAGAUGCACAGAUAUAAUCUCUUAAUGGGGAAAAUGUUCUACAAAAGGGAAGGCAUUCCCCAUCACAAAGAAGGGGCUGAAGGUGAACCAGUGGAGGGUGCAGGGAGUUACUCAUGGAGACAUCCAGGAACAAUACAAUGGAAUAAAAACACAUCUCAGUUAUUAAUUCAUCACCUCAUUCCACUGCAGAGGGAUAAUUGGUUACACAGAGCUUGCAGUUUGGGCAACUCUUUGCAAGCAUGAAGCAAGGUGAGGUGCCAAGGAUGUCAUGAAUGACCAAAUCCAGAGGGAGAUCAUAUGUUGGCAUCAAUUUGCAUCACACACUAACCUUCCAACUUACUGAGCUAACUGCCGAAUCCAGUCCCAGAAAUAGUAUCCAUGAACAUUUCAUUGAUUGCUGAAAAAUCCAGCAAGUGAUUCACAACCGUUUUUAAGGUGACUGCCUGUUAGUGAAGAACAAGAACGUUGGGUUUUGUCAGUGACACCCAAGUCACACCAAAGACUAAAGAACAAUAUGGCGGCGGGAUCACCUGAACAUCUUCACACCUUCCCACUGGCCCCGCCCCACCGACCACGUGUACAGCCUACAGCCAAUGGGAGCAACGGAGGCGCCACCUGCGGGGCGGUAGUGACGUAUAGUCACGCCAUUCGCGCGGGGCGGAAAUAUUCCGUGUUUCCAUUUCCGUACGCGCUUGGAAAGAUGGCGCCAGGGAGGUGGGUGACGAUGUUUUUCGCCCUGUCCCUUUCCGUAAGACUGACCGCCGCGUUGGAGCCCUUCACGACCUCCGCCGUCUUGAUCGGAGCUGCCUCUACAGCCUAUUAUUAUUUCAGCUGUCGCUUUCAGGAAUGUUGCACCAAGGCCUGGGUACCGCUGGAUGUCAAAGGAUUGGAAACCUCCUUAAAGGAGCAGCUGUUUGGGCAACAUAUUGCAUUGGAUGUGAUUCCAAAGGCGAUCGAAGGCUUCCUGAGUAAUAAGGAUGCAAAGAAACCUCUCACCCUUUCUCUACACGGCUGGACUGGUACUGGCAAAAGCUUUGUCAGUAGAAUAAUAGCUGAAAGCCUGUAUAAAAAUGGAAUGGACAGUAAAUAUGUUCAUAAAUUUGUGACUUCUUACCACUUCCCCAAUGUUCAACAUACCAGCAAGUAUAUACAACAGUUGCAGGACUGGAUUCGUGGGAAUGUUAGCUUGUGUAAGCGGUCACUGUUUAUUUUUGAUGAGAUGGACAAAAUGAACCCUGAGCUCAUUGAUUCCAUUAAGCCAUUUCUGGAAUACUACAGCCACCUUGAUGGAGUGGUUUAUCGAAAGGCAAUGUUCAUCUUCCUGAGCAAUGCUGGUGGUGAGAAGAUAAAUGAUAUUGUGCUAGAUUUCUGGCAGCGUGGGAUGAAAAGGGAAGAUAUUCAACAGAAAGACUUGGAGAAUAGCCUGUCCUUAGAAGUCUAUAACAACAAAAAUAGUGGAUUCUGGCACACCCGUCUCAUUGACAAAUAUCUGAUCGAUUAUUUUAUUCCUUUUCUGCCACUGGAGUAUAAGCACGUUGUGUUGUGUGCAAAAGCUGAAUUGUACACGCGGCAUCUUGAAGAUGUUGACCAAGUAGCCAUCAAAGUGGCCGAAGAGAUGGUAUACUUCCCAAAGGACCAAAGAGUCUUUUCAGUCAAGGGCUGCAAAACUGUGGCUGCAAAGGUGAAUUAUUGGACAGCCGCAGAUUCAAAACUGUAGAAUAUUUCUGUUUUGUUUUAAAAUGCCUAUGAUGCAUUACAGUGAAGAAAAUCAAAUGAUGAAAUCCCUAUUUAUUUGGAGAACUCCAGGCUGAACACUUCAAUGUUUACAUCAAUGAAAGACUUGAUCCCGAGUUUUCUGAAGCUUUUAACAUCUUGUGUGUGAAGCAUUCUGUUUCUAUGACAAAUCAAGACUGCAAAACUGAAGCUAUUAUUUUGGCAUUUUUAUAUCUUUGUAUAAAUGGUGAGCUUUGCACUUGACAUUUGAUUGAAUGAAACUUAAGGGUUGUGAGCCAAAAACUAGCCUGAUGUUCUAAGUACUUGAGAGGAAAUGAAAAUUAUAAUUAUAGCAACAUGCCAAGUCUACAACCGAAAAUUCACUUAUGUUCUUUGACCAUGCACUGAAAUAGUGUGUAAUUUUUUUAGCUGUUAUUUGCUGAAUAACUCUUUGCGGAGUCUGUUUCAUGUGUCUUGCACAAGUAACUACUAAGUGGUGGUCAUGUUUUAAUGUUGUAUGGGGAUGAGGUUUUAAUCAGACUUUUAGGAACCAUUUCUGUAUGUUGGGUUCUGUUCUGCAUUGGGGCAAUGUGUUUCCCUUUCACAGUUAAAUCCUGAGUCUAAAUGUAAUGCAUAUUAAUGGGAUAAAUUCUCUGUUCCUCACCAUCUCUCUCUCUCUCUCUCUCGCAGUUUUUUGUAUGUGUUUGUCUCUCAAUGUAUUUCUGUUCUUCUGUCCCUCACUGUCUAUCUGGCUCUUUCUUGUGCUUGUAAUUGUUAUGUUCGCUGUCUUUUGCCUUUUUAGUUUAUAAAUAUCAAAAAUGAAACCUGUUUCAGCAACCUUAGUCUAGAUUCCAGUGGCUCUGAGUCCACAGCAAUUUUGCACUAAUGAAUGUAUUCAGAUUACACUUGAAUGAUGGAAAAUGGUUCAAGGAGAAAGUGCAUCUACUCCAGUGAUCACUCUUGAAAUUUUUUGUCUUAGCUUUUCUUUAAUAACUUAGUUGUGGUCUAAUUUCACAAAAGAAUAGCUCUCAAUGGGGCUGUAGAAUGGUGACACUGAAAUAAACAGGUACAGGGAAUGCAAACUGUUUUUGGCGGAGUGUUCAUGUUUGCACAUUUCUUCUUAUCACCUUGUAAAUGGGAACAUUUGAUAUGACUACAUGUUACAAAUGGGAAGUUUGUUGAACUAAUCUAGAAGUUUAUUUUUUUAAAUUACAGAUCUGUAUGUAAACACUUAUUUCUUGGGUUAUACUUUGAUUCUGGUUUUACCAUUGUGAGAUACAAUAUUGAGAUAAUUUUGAAAUUAUUAACUCAGACUUUAUUUUUCAAGUAGAACAGCAACGCUACUCAAUUCUGGCUGCUCUGUGUUUUAUUUACUGUGUUUAAUAACUCACCCAGGAAUUGUUUCCCUAUUCAUCAUUUAUCCCAAACAGACUUUCAGAUUAUGCUGCUGCUUAGUAUAACAUGCAUUGGGGAAGCACUGGAUAAAUUUAAUCAAUUUUAAAGUUAUUAUGAAGAGGGAGAAGAAAAUUAGGAGAAAUUCCUUUACAUUGAUUUUUGGAGUACGGGAUACUUUGCAAAAUAAACAGGCAGAUGAAGCACAUUGGUUAGGCCACUGUUGGAAUAUUGCGUGCAAUUCUGGUCUCCUUCCUAUCGGAAAGAUGUUGUGAAA
Messenger RNA from Chiloscyllium plagiosum (whitespotted bambooshark), 4116 nucleotides. RefSeq names its product torsin-1A-like. Gene Ontology annotation, cellular component: endoplasmic reticulum lumen; nuclear envelope. Gene Ontology annotation, molecular function: ATP binding; ATP hydrolysis activity; kinesin binding. Gene Ontology annotation, biological process: protein localization to nucleus; nuclear membrane organization. NCBI's taxonomy places the organism in Eukaryota, Metazoa, Chordata, Chondrichthyes, Orectolobiformes, Hemiscylliidae. The record is from RefSeq and is a predicted model, not a curated record.